AAUGAAUUUAAAGCAAGUUGAGAAGGAGAAGAAAAUAGCAGAGAUAGGUAUAUCGUCAAAUCAGCAAUCGAAUAGUGAACUAUCGAUUCAAAAUCAAUCAAUUUCAUUGAAUAUCUCCGACGAAAAUGUGACUUCCGACGAUAUCUUAGAUGAAUCUUUUGCCUUAAGGCAACUAUUUAACGCUGACAAUGAAACUCGAGUAGCUUCACAGUAUUUUAAAAGAGAUUUUCCAUCUUCUGAGGGGGGUAUUGGGUUAAAUCGCAAACCAAAAUUAGGCGUAAUCUUUGGUGUCUAUUUACCAACAAUACAGCAUAUUUUUGGAGUCCUAAUGUUUAUUAGAAUGGCCUGGAUGGUGGGCCACGGUGGUAUUUAUCAAACGUGGCUUAUGGUUUUUCUUUGCUGUUGUGCAACAUUUACCACUGCAAUUUCAAUAUCUGCAAUUGCUACGAAUGGUAUAGUUCGAGAUGGUGGACCCUAUUUUAUGAUUUCAAGGAAUAUGGGAUCGCAAGUAGGAGGAACGAUUGGAAUGUGCUUCUACUUAGCAAAUACAUUUGCGAUAAAUCUAUACGUUCUUGGCGGAAUAGAGAUAUUAUUAACUCAUCUUGCUCCUAGUCUCGCAAUUUUUGGUGAUAUGCACGAAAACCCGGAGAAUAAUAUGAGAUUUUACGGUUCUAUUAUUAUUAUCUUAAUGGCAGUAGUUGUAGGUUUUGGGGUACGAUUCGUGCAGAUGCUUGCUCCCGUAUCGCUAAUUUGCGUAGUAGUUGCAAUAGCAUCGGUCUUUGCUGGAGCUUUUGGAACUAUUUCUAAAGGCUAUUCAGAACCGAGAAUAUGUCUUGUCGGCGAUCGUUUGUUAAAUAUAAAAGUUGGUGAAAAGUGUAACUUAAGCCAAAUAGAGCAGGUUUCGUAGUCUUCCAAGAAUAAAUAAUAAAAAAAUGAUCAUUAAAGGU
Dimorphilus gyrociliatus is the source of this 947-nucleotide messenger RNA. The record is from the annotation of a GenBank genome assembly. NCBI's taxonomy places the organism in Eukaryota, Metazoa, Annelida, Polychaeta, Dinophilidae.